CUCUUUUUGGCAUUUUCCCUUUUUUAUUUUUUUUAAAUACAAUUAUAUUUUCAUACUGAAAAAGCCACCUUCUUCAUAAUUUCACCUGAAUUAUUCGUCUCUUCCGAUCAUCUCAUUUUCCAGAAUUUCGUCUUUCUCUUUCUUUUUAACUCUGGAAAUUUCGGUGGUACUCUGUGUAGUGGAUGCGGAUGCCUCCUCUGUUUUCUCAUUGGUAUCUGUAUUCCAGUCUUUUCUUGGCACUGCUUUUAUUUUUUACAUUUAGUGGUGUUUGUGGCUGGUAUAUAGGCGGGGAAAAUGAUUUUGAAGUUUCGUUUGGCAACAGCUCUAUACCGAUUCUAAAUGAUCUUUUGGAAAAUAGAGUUCAUGAAUAUGUUGACCAAACUUCAGUUGAUUUGGUAUCUUGUGAGGACCUUGAAGGAGUUGGGUCCUUCAAUACUACUUGCUUGCUUAACUCAAAUGUACACUUGAAUUCAAGUAUAUAUGCUUUUGGUAUUGGAAACUUGGAGAUACUACCUCAUGUUUUAAUUGUAUGCCCCACAGAAGGAUGUUCCAUAAGCUUCAAUGUAUCUGGGAAGGUGAAAGUUGGACCUAAUGCUGCUAUUAUUGCUGGUUCAGUUUUUAUAUCUGCCCGUAGCUUGAGCAUUGGCCAGAAUUCUACUGUAAAUACUACAUCACUCAGUGGAGGACCACCCUCACAAACUAGUGGCACCCCUGUUGGAUAUGCGGGAGCUGGGGGAGGGCAUGGAGGCCGGGGUGCUUCUUGUGAGUAUCUAGGUGCUUGGGGUGGAGAUGUAUAUUCAUGGUCUGAUGUAUCCGAUCCAUGGAGCUAUGGGAGCAAAGGAAGUGGUAGAUCUGCCCAAAAUCCCUUUGGAGGGAAUGGUGGAGGACGUGUAAAACUAAUAGUAGAAAACGAGUUGUACUUAAAUGGGUCUGUACUUGCUGAAGGUGGUGAUGGAGGAGCAAGUGGGGGUGGAGGUUCUGGUGGGAGCAUCUACAUAAUUGCUUAUAAGCUGAAUGGUCUUGGUACUAUCAGUGCAGCUGGUGGAAGAGGAUGGGGAGGCGGCGGCGGCGGAAGAAUUUCACUUCGUUGCUACAGUGUACAAGAUGUUAAAGUUACUGUGCAUGGUGGUUUAAGUACUGGGUGUCCUGAUAAUGCUGGAGCAGCAGGAACUUAUUUUGAUGCUACUCUUCUCAUUUUAAGAGUUAGCAAUGACAAUAUGAGCACAGAAACUGAAACUCCUCUUCUGGAUUUUUCUCUUACUCCAUUAUGGUCCAAAGUCUUUAUAGAAAACAGCGCAAAAGUGUUGGUCCCACUCUUGUGGACCAGAGUUCAGCUGAGCGGACAAUUAAGUGUGCUUAGCAAGAGUAGUAUCAACUUUGGGUUGAUGGAUCGUCCUGUCUCAGAGUUUGAGAUUGUUGCUGAAGAACUACUCAUGAGUGACUCCGAAAUACAGGUCCAUGGUUCUCUGCGAGUGAUUGUCAAAAUGUUACUUAUGUGGAACUCUGAGAUCCAAAUUGAUGGCGGCAAAGCUGUUGUCACAACCUCAGUCCUUGAAGUGAGAAAUCUUGCUGUCUUAAGGGAACAUUCUGUUAUAAGUUCAAACACAAAUUUGGCACUAUUUGGUCAAGGGCUGUUGAAGCUGACUGGUCAUGGUGACUUAAUCAAAAGUCAGCGGCUGUUGCUGUCACAGUUUUAUAACAUCACUCUUGGACGUGGUUCAUUAGUUCAGGCACCAUUGGACGAUGAUGCUAGUAAAACCAUGGUAACAAAAUCUCUCUGUGAGAAUCAGAUAUGCCCAAUGGAUUUGAUAAAUCCACCAGAUGAUUGUCAUAUUAACAGUACCACAUCCUUCUCACUACAAAUAUGCCGUGUUGAAGACAUUCUUGUUGAUGGUCUUGUAAAAGGAAGUAUAAUCCACUUUCAUAGGGCGAGGACAAUUGUUGUGAGUGCUGAUGGGAUGAUAACUGCAUCGGAACUGGGUUGUCGAAAAGGUAAUGGUAAGGGAAGAUUCUUAGAUGGUGCUGGCAGUGGUGCUGGGCAUGGAGGCAAGGGAGGUUCAGGGAUGUUCAAUGGAACAAUAAGUGAAGGUGGGAGUAUAUAUGGCAAUGCUAAUCUUCCUUGUGAGCUAGGAAGUGGAUCUGAGGGUCCAAAUGAGUCGUAUGGACAUGUGGCUGGGGGUGGAAUGAUAGUGAUUGGGGCAAUACAAUGGCCAUUACUCAGACUUGAUAUGUACGGAUCAUUAAGAACUGAUGGUCAAAGUUAUAGUCAAGAGAUUAAUAAUAGCAAUGGAGCUAUAAUUGGUGGUCUUGGUGGGGGCUCUGGUGGUACAAUUCUUCUUUUUCUUCAAGAACUCGUACUUGCUGAAAAAUCUAGCUUAUCAGCUGCUGGUGGAAAAGGUUGUCCUCUUGGCGGCGGCGGCGGUGGUGGUGGAAGAAUUCAUUUUCAUUGGUCUGACAUUAUUAUUGGAGAUGAAUAUAUUCCCAUUGCCGUAGUAAAUGGUACCAUCUACAGUGGAGGAGGAGCAGGGGAUAGCUUAGGUUUCUAUGGAGAAGAGGGCACAAUCACCGGGAAAGAGUGCCCGAAGGGACUUUAUGGUAUAUUUUGCAAUGAGUGCCCUAUCGGAACUUUUAAGGAUAUUGAUGGCUCUGAUGAACAGCUUUGUACUCCUUGCCCUCAAGAAUCACUUCCCCACCGUGCAGAAUUUAUUUAUGUACGAGGUGGGGCGAGUCAACCAUCAUGUCCAUACAAAUGUAUUUCUGACAAGUACAGAAUGCCCCACUGCUUUACACCCCUCGAGGAGCUGAUGUAUCCAUUUGGCGGGCCUUGGACAUUUUCCCUUCUCCUCCUAUGUUGUUUGGUAAUCCUAGGUCUAUUGUUAAAUUUGCUGCGCAUCAAAUUGGUUGGAUCAAGCUCCGUGUGUCAUAGUACGUACUCAUUUGAGCAGCGCGGUUUGGAUUGCCAGUAUCCCCAUCUUCUCUCUCUAUCAGAGGUUAAGGGACCCAAUAGAGCUGAGGAAACUCAAAGCCAUGUCUACAGGAUGUACUUUGCUGGUCCAAACACCUUCAGGGAGCCCUGGCACCUUUCAUAUUCUCCUCCUGAUGAAAUCGUGGAGAUAGUGUAUGAAGAUGCCUUUAAUAGAUUCAUUGAUGAGAUCAAUUCUAUUGCUGCAUAUGAUUGGUGGGAAGGCUCUGUUCACAGUAUUCUUUUAGUGCUUGCGUAUCCUUGUGCUUGGUCAUGGAAACAAUGGCGUCGUAGAAUUAAAAUCCAACGUCUCCAGGAUUAUGUCAAGUCUGAAUAUGACCACUCGUGUCUACGCUCUUGCCGAGCAAGGGCAUUGUACAAAGGAAUGAAGGUUGGAGGAACACCUGAUUUAAUGGUUGCAUUUAUUGAUUUCUUUCUUGGUGGUGACGAAAAGCGUGUAGAUAUUGUGUCAAUCAUACAAAAGAGGUUUCCCUUGUGCAUAAUUUUUGGUGGUGAUGGCUGUUAUAUGUCUCCGUAUAGUCUUCAUAGUGAUGCACUGUUGACCAAUCUGAUGGCUCAGCAUGUCCCAACUUCUGUCUGGAGUCAUUUGGUGGCUGGUCUAAAUGCUCAGUUGAGAACAGUCCGGCAUGGAUUUAUGCGCUCAACACUUGCUCCUGUCAUUUGUUGGAUUAAUAGCCAUGCAAAUUCGCAAUUAGAGUUUCAUCGAGUGAGGAUUGAUCUUGGUUGGUUUCAUGCCACUGCUUCUGGUUAUAAUCAACUGGGAAUUUGGGUAGUGGUUGAUGAUUGUACAAUCCACAACAUGCCUUAUCCUGUUUCGCCUAACAUCAAUGUUGACGAGUCUCUAAACAUAAAUGGAAGAAUGGAGGACAAGAGGUGCAGUCAGCUACAACAGACGCAAAGUCACAUGAGCCAGGUGUUAGCUCCAAAGAGGACUGGUGGCCUAGUCAAUGGAUUUCUUAUAAAUGAUGCCACACUGGGAUCUCUGGAAUUCAAAAGGGACAUUUUCUUUCUAUUUUCUCUGUUCCUGCGCAACACUAGGCCAGUUGGUUGCCAGGAUACUUUGCAGCUGCUCAUCUUGAUCAUCAUUUUGGCUGACCUUUCUGUCACCUGCCUUACGCUUGUACACUUUUACUGGAUUUCUCUUGGGAGUUUUCUUGCCAUCUUGCUUAUUCUUCCUUUAUCUCUGCUGUCCCCCUUUCCUGCGGGCUUGAAUGCACUAUUCAGCAAAGGACAUAGGAGGGCUUCACUGGCACGAAUGUAUGCAUUGUGGAACGCUACAUCUCUGUCAAGCAUUGUUGUGGCUUUUCUAUCGGGCAUAUCUUACUACACUUUUCUUUCUGUCCAGGCAUCGAAAGAGAAAAAUGCUGGGAUUGCUAAAAGGGACGAUGUUGCAUGGUGGCUUUUGCCUUCUAUUCUGCUGCUUCUAAAGAGUAUUCAGGCUCGAUUUGUAGAUUGGCACUUGGCAAACUUGGAAAUUCCCGAUUCUUCUGUAUAUACCCCAGACCCAGACAGCUUUUGGUCCCAUGAAUCAUAGUUUUUGAUAGACCCCAAUUUAGACCGAGACUUUCAUGCCAAUUUUAUCCGGCCUUUGACUUGUAAAUAUGCCCAAGCUGUACAGUAGAUCUGCAGAGUUGUGCAGUUUUUCAUCUGCAGCUAGAGUGAAAGUAAUACAUCAUUGAUGGAUUGACAUUUAUUUUUCAAGGGGAAUCAGUGCGUUAAGCUUCUUAUUUCUCCUCCAGUAUACAGGAUUGCCGUCUUGCCUUACUCUCUGAGUAAAAUGUUAAUGUGGAAGAGAGUGGCUGCUAGCACCGCAACCUAUCCUGAUUUUUUGAUAGGUAGAAGUUUUAUAGCUAAAUUUGGUCCAUUUAAGUGGCAACGCACAAUGACUUGAUUGAAUUUUUUGUAGUUAACUGUGCUAGUAGAUUAAUACUCAUUGGUACUCGUCUUUGUUACCAGUACCAACUUUUAAAAAAAAUACCAAAUUGAAAAUUUUGUA
Messenger RNA from Chenopodium quinoa (quinoa), 4979 nucleotides. RefSeq lists its product as uncharacterized. The transcript is spliced from 23 exons. The coding region runs from base 183 to 4517 and encodes 1444 amino acids. The record is from RefSeq and is a predicted model, not a curated record. NCBI's taxonomy places the organism in Eukaryota, Viridiplantae, Streptophyta, Magnoliopsida, Caryophyllales, Amaranthaceae.